UCUCCGAAGCUUCAGGCGUCGUCGAGGCUGAGGUUUACGGGUUUAGAUUCAGACAUCUUCUUCUUCUUUGUCCUGUCUAAUCAAAUUUAGUCUUCCACCUGUUCCGAUCUGUUCAGGGUACUAAGCUCAAAAGUCACAAGUGACUGAAACAAUGGGCUUGUUGAAGAAAAAGGAUUCAACUUCAACUCGCUCCUCUACUUCUCCCUGCGCAGAUUUGCGAACUGCUUACCACAACUGCUUCAAUAAAUGGUACUCAGAGAAGUUUGUUAAAGGGCAAUGGGAUAAAGAAGAGUGUGUUGCUGAGUGGAAUAAGUACAGAGAAUGUCUCUCGGAGAAUUUAGAUGGUAAAAUUCUCACUCGCAUGUUGGAGGUUGAUAGUGAGCUGAUUCAAACAAAGCAAGCUGAUUCAAAAGAAUCCAGUCGAUGAUGACGCUUGACCACUUAAUGUUUCUCAAUGACAUUGUCUCUUUGAAACAGCUCCAUUGAGCAACUCUUUUUUUUAUAGGAUAGCGCUAGCAUACAAGUACUAAUCAAAGUAGAAGGAGAAUGUUGUCUUUCUUUA
Messenger RNA from Brassica oleracea var. oleracea, 562 nucleotides. RefSeq lists its product as uncharacterized. The transcript has 4 exons. Bases 152 to 427 code for a protein of 91 amino acids. Lineage: Eukaryota; Viridiplantae; Streptophyta; Magnoliopsida; Brassicales; Brassicaceae. The record is from RefSeq and is a predicted model, not a curated record.